AUGGAGAACGCGUUUGCGAAGCCGAUCGAUGGCGUGCUCAGCACGCUCGGUGUGGACAAAACUACUGGUUUAACGGAUGAACAAGUCUCGAGGUUACAAGCCAAGCACGGGAAGAAUGCAAUUCCCGAAGAACCCCCAACACCCCUUUGGGAGCUCAUUCUCGAACAGUUCAAAGAUCAGCUCGUCCUGAUCCUCCUCGGUUCCGCCGCAAUUUCUUUCGUGCUCGCACUCUUCGAAGAUGAGGGUGGCUGGAGUGCAUUCGUCGACCCUGCCGUUAUUUUGACCAUCCUGAUCCUCAAUGCCGUCGUCGGAGUAUCGCAGGAAAGCAGUGCUGAGAAGGCAAUCGCGGCAUUGCAGGAAUACUCGGCCAACGAGGCCAACGUGGUGCGCAAUGGACAAAUCCACCGGAUCAAAGCCGAGGAGCUUGUGCCUGGUGACAUUGUCGAUGUCACGGUGGGCGCCCGCAUCCCCGCGGAUUGCCGACUUGUCGCCAUCGAAAGCAACAGCUUCGCCGUUGACCAGGCCAUCCUGACUGGAGAGAGUGAGAGCGUGGGCAAAGACUGUCAGGCGGUCAUUGACGACGACAAGGCUGUGCUUCAGGACCAAAUCAACAUGCUCUUUUCCGGGACAACCGUUGUGACUGGCCACGCUAAGGCUGUGGUUGUCUUGACCGGUUCAAACACGGCCAUUGGUGACAUUCAUGAGAGCAUCACUGCUCAGAUCUCCGAGCCGACCCCGCUCAAGCAAAAGCUCAACGACUUUGGUGACCAGCUCGCGAAGGUGAUCACCAUUAUUUGCGUUCUAGUCUGGCUCAUCAACAUCCCGCACUUCAACGACGCGAACCAUGGCAACUGGACAAAGGGAGCCAUCUACUAUCUCAAGAUUGCCGUUUCGCUGGGUGUCGCCGCCAUUCCGGAGGGCCUUGCUGUCGUUAUCACCACUUGUCUCGCCCUGGGUACACGCAAGAUGGCGGCCAAGAACGCGGUUGUCAGGAGCUUGCCCUCAGUCGAGACACUUGGCAGCUGCAGUGUCAUUUGCUCCGACAAGACCGGCACCCUGACCACGAACCAGAUGAGCGUCAGCAAGAUUGUAUACCUGAAUGACAACGGUACCGACCUUGAGGAGCUGGACGUCGACGGCACGACGUUCGAGCCUAAGGGCGAUAUCAAGUCCGCGGGCAAGGUAGUCCGGGAUCUUAGCCAAGAGUCAAACACCGUGCUCCAAAUCACCGAAGUGGCAGCUCUCUGCAAUGACGCCCGACUCGACUAUCAGCCGCACACGCAUACCUUCUCCAACGUCGGAGAGCCUACCGAAGGUGCUUUGCGGGUCAUGGUCGAGAAGAUUGGACCCUGCGCCCCCGCCGAUACCCAGCCUCAAGACCGUAUUCACUACGCCAGCUCCUGGUACGAGAAGAUGUACAAGCGGCUAGCCACCUAUGAGUUCUCUCGCGAUCGUAAGAGCAUGUCGGUCCUGGUUGAGAACGGUAGCGAACAGAAGCUCUUUGUGAAGGGCGCCCCCGAGUCUAUCAUUGAGCGCUGCACACAUGCGUUGCUUGGUCGCAAUGGCAAGAGGGUUCCUCUUGACCGCAGUCUCGUUGAUUUACUCUCGAAGGAGGUUGUCGAUUAUGGAAACAAGGGUCUUCGUGUCAUUGCGUUAGCUCGCCGUGAGCAGGUCAACGGCGAGCCCCUUCUCCACAAGGCCAAAUCCACCAGCGAGUAUACGGCUCUUGAGCAAAACCUUACUCUUAUCGGUCUCGUCGGCAUGCUGGACCCUCCCCGCCCAGAGGUCCCCGCUGCUAUUCAAAAGUGCAAGAAUGCCGGUAUUCGUGUCAUUGUCGUGACCGGCGACAACCGCAACACGGCCGAGACUAUCUGCCGCCAGAUCGGUGUAUUUGGUCCCAACGAGGACCUCACUGGCAAGAGCUUCACUGGCCGCGAGUUUGACAACCUGAGCCCCAGCGAGCAGCUGGAGGCCGCUAAGACUGCUUCUCUGUUUUCCCGCGUUGAGCCGACCCACAAGUCAAAGCUUGUUGACUUGCUCCAAUCUCUCGGUGAGGUUGUUGCCAUGACCGGCGACGGUGUCAAUGACGCCCCUGCGCUCAAGAAGGCCGACAUUGGUGUAGCCAUGGGCUCCGGCACUGACGUCUCCAAGCUCGCUGCCGACAUGGUUCUCGCCGAUGACAACUUCGCCACCAUCGGCGUAGCCAUUGAGGAAGGCCGUUCCAUCUACAACAACACGCAACAGUUUAUCCGUUACUUGAUUUCGUCCAACAUUGGCGAGGUCGUCUCCAUCUUCCUGACCGCCGCCCUGGGCAUGCCUGAGGCACUAAUCCCGGUCCAGCUCCUCUGGGUCAACCUGGUCACUGAUGGUCUACCGGCCACCGCGCUCUCCUUCAACCCACCCGACCACGACAUCAUGAAGCGGCAGCCGCGAAAGCGCGACGAGCCCCUGAUCGGUGGCUGGCUCUUCUUCCGGUACAUGAUUAUCGGUACCUACGUCGGCCUCGCCACCGUGGCCGGUUACGCUUGGUGGUUCAUGUUCUACUCGGAAGGCCCGCAGAUCAGCUUUUACCAGCUGUCGCACUUCCACCGUUGCUCGACCGACUUUCCCGAAAUUGGUUGCCAGAUUUUCACCAACGACAUGGCCAAGUCCGGCUCGACAGUCUCGCUGUCAAUCCUGGUCGUUAUUGAGAUGUUCAACGCCAUGAAUGCUCUCUCCUCGAGCGAGUCCCUCCUCACGUUGCCCGUCUGGGAUAACAUGAUGCUCGUGGGUGCCAUUGCGCUGUCGAUGGCCCUGCACUUCGCCCUGCUGUAUAUUCCCUUCUUGCAGACCCUCUUUUCCAUUCUGCCACUGAACUGGACCGAGUGGAAGGCGGUCCUGUUCAUCAGUGCACCUGUUAUUCUUAUUGAUGAGGGCCUUAAGUUGAUCGAGCGGGCAUUCUUCGUGCAAAGCACAACCCACAAGUUGCCCCAAGGGAAGAAGGACCUUUAG
Molecule: messenger RNA, 2991 nt
Organism: Dichotomopilus funicola
Lineage: Eukaryota; Fungi; Ascomycota; Sordariomycetes; Sordariales; Chaetomiaceae
Exons: 3
Coding region: 1-2991 (996 amino acids)
Biological process (GO): intracellular calcium ion homeostasis; calcium ion transmembrane transport
Cellular component (GO): membrane
Molecular function (GO): ATP hydrolysis activity; ATP binding; P-type calcium transporter activity
Source: RefSeq, a predicted model, not a curated record